Messenger RNA from Arabis nemorensis, 1293 nucleotides. The record is from the annotation of a GenBank genome assembly. NCBI's taxonomy places the organism in Eukaryota, Viridiplantae, Streptophyta, Magnoliopsida, Brassicales, Brassicaceae.
AUGGCAUCCAUGAGUUUCGCCUUAACUCGUUUCUCUGGACUAUCUGCUAAAACCAGCUUAUCCUCCGCCGACUUUGAUCCCUCCUCUCGCCGGAAUUUUCUACCGCCGACUAGAGUUGGUCUUAAGAUCUCUUCUUCCUCCGCCGCCGAGUCGGAGCCUGAUCUUAGUGUCACCGUAAAUGGUCUGAAAAUGCCAAAUCCUUUCGUGAUCGGGUCGGGUCCACCCGGUACCAACUACACCGUCAUGAAGCGAGCCUUCGAUGAAGGUUGGGGAGCCGUCAUCGCCAAAACCGUAUCAUUAGAUGCAGCCAAAGUUAUCAAUGUAACACCUCGAUAUGCCCGGCUACGAGCUGGAUCCAAUGGCUCAGCCAAAACAGAUGUAAUUGGGUGGCAGAACAUUGAACUCAUUAGCGAUCGACCGCUCGAAACCAUGCUCAAAGAGUUUAAGCAGUUGAAAGAAGAGUACCCUGAUCGGAUCCUUAUAGCUUCGAUCAUGGAGGAAUACAACAAAGCUGGUUGGGAAGAGCUCAUUGACCGCGUUGAGCAAACCGGUGUUGAUGCUUUAGAAAUCAACUUCUCGUGUCCUCACGGAAUGCCAGAACGCAGAAUGGGUGCCGCUGUUGGACAAGAUUGCGCGCUUCUUGACGAGAUUUGCGGAUGGAUUAAUGCUAAAGCUACUGUUCCAGUAUGGGCUAAGAUGACUCCUAAUAUCACUGACAUAACAGAGCCGGCUAGGGUAUCUCUAAAAUCAGGAUGUGAAGGAGUUUCAGCCAUCAACACAAUCAUGAGUGUAAUGGGAGUUGAUCUCAAGACGCUGCGUCCUGAGCCAUGUGUUGAAGGUUACUCAACUCCAGGAGGAUACUCUUAUAAGGCCGUUCGCCCAAUUGCGCUUGCUAAAGUUAUGAACAUUGCCAAAAUGAUGAAAUCUGAGUUCAGUGGGAAAGAUUACUCGCUUUCAGGUAUUGGAGGUGUCGAAACUGGAUAUAAUGCCGCUGAAUUCAUUCUCCUCGGAUCAAAUACUGUACAGGUAUGCACCGGUGUGAUGGUCCACGGCUAUGGUCACGUGAAAACCUUAUGCGCCGAGCUUCAAGAUUUUAUGAAACAGCAUAACUUCUCGACAAUCGAAGACUUCAGAGGGCACUCGCUUCAGUACUUUACAACACACACAGAUUUAGUGAAAAGACAGAAAGAAGCAAUUGAGCAGAGAAAAGCAGAGAAGAGAGGUUUGAAAUCUGAUAAAGAUUGGACCGGAGAUGGGUUCGUGAAGGAGACUGAGAGUAUGGUUUCUAACUAA